AGCUUGCCCUUCCCGCCCGCCACAUCGGCCCUCCGGCCCCCCAGUGCCCCUCCGACGGAGCCCUCGCGCCUUUUCGCUGUGGCCGCUCCCGCCCCGGGAGCGCCUUCUCCUCCUGCCACGCUGGCGCACCUCCUCCCCGCCCCGGCCAUGUACAGCCUACUGGAGACUGAGCUCAAGAGCCCCGUGGGGCCACCAACCCCGGCGGCGGGCGCGGGCGGCCCCGCGGCCCCGGGAGGCGCCAACAAGAGCGGCGCGAACGCAGGCGGCGGCGGCGCGAACACAGGCGGCGGCGCGGGUGGCGCGAGCGGCGGCAGCGACCAGGAUCGCGUGAAACGGCCCAUGAAUGCCUUCAUGGUGUGGUCCCGCGGGCAACGGCGCAAGAUGGCCUUGGAGAACCCCAAGAUGCACAACUCGGAGAUCAGCAAGCGCCUGGGUGCCGACUGGAAGCUGCUCACGGACGCCGAGAAGCGGCCGUUCAUCGACGAGGCCAAGCGGCUGCGCGCAGUGCACAUGAAGGAGUACCCGGACUACAAGUAUCGGCCGCGCCGCAAGACCAAGACGCUGCUUAAGAAGGACAAGUAUUCCCUGCCAGGCGGCCUGCUGCCCCCCGGUGCCGCCGCCGCCGCCGCCGCCGCUGCAGCGGCCGCCAGCAGCCCGGUGGGCGUGGGCCAGCGGCUGGACACGUACGCGCACGUGAACGGCUGGGCCAACGGCGCGUACUCGCUGGUGCAGGAGCAGCUGGGCUACGCGCAGCCCCCGGGUAUGAGCAGCCCGCCGCCGCCGCCCGCGCUGCCGCAGAUGCACCGCUACGACAUGGCCGGCCUGCAGUACAGCCCCAUGAUGCCGCCGGGCGCCCAGAGCUACAUGAACGCCGCCGCCGCCGCCGCCGCUGCCUCAGGCUACGGGGGCAUGGCACCCUCGGCCGCCGCCGCCGCCGCCGCCGCUUAUGGGCAGCAGCCGGCCGCGGCCACCGCUGCUGCCGCCGCCGCCGCCGCCGCCGCCAUGAGCCUGGGUCCCAUGGGCUCGGUGGUGAAGUCGGAACCCAGUUCACCGCCGCCCGCCAUCGCGUCGCACUCGCAGCGCGCGUGCCUCGGUGAUCUGCGCGACAUGAUCAGUAUGUACCUGCCGCCCGGCGGGGACGCGGCCGACGCCUCGUCUCCGCUGCCCGGCGGCCGCCUGCACGGAGUACACCAGCACUACCAGGGGGCCGGGACUGCGGUCAAUGGCACGGUGCCGCUGACCCACAUCUGA
Chrysochloris asiatica (Cape golden mole) is the source of this 1251-nucleotide messenger RNA. RefSeq names its product SRY (sex determining region Y)-box 3 (gene SOX3). Gene Ontology annotation, molecular function: RNA polymerase II cis-regulatory region sequence-specific DNA binding; DNA-binding transcription factor activity, RNA polymerase II-specific. NCBI's taxonomy places the organism in Eukaryota, Metazoa, Chordata, Mammalia, Afrosoricida, Chrysochloridae. The transcript has a single exon. The record is from RefSeq and is a predicted model, not a curated record. Gene Ontology annotation, biological process: negative regulation of transcription by RNA polymerase II; positive regulation of transcription by RNA polymerase II; anatomical structure morphogenesis. Bases 148 to 1251 code for a protein of 367 amino acids.